Molecule: messenger RNA, 1935 nt
Organism: Synchytrium microbalum
Lineage: Eukaryota; Fungi; Chytridiomycota; Chytridiomycetes; Synchytriales; Synchytriaceae
Product: succinate dehydrogenase
Exons: 10
Coding region: 1-1935 (644 amino acids)
Biological process (GO): tricarboxylic acid cycle; mitochondrial electron transport, succinate to ubiquinone
Molecular function (GO): electron transfer activity; succinate dehydrogenase (quinone) activity; flavin adenine dinucleotide binding
Source: RefSeq, a predicted model, not a curated record
AUGUUUGCAAACGCUGGUCUAAGAGAAACCCUCAAGGUCGCAAAAGCUCUGAGAAAGAAGUUCCAUUCUUCCAGCUCUGUCCAUGGAAUAGUUUCGUCACGACCACUCAAAGCUAGAGCUGCAGAGACCCCUAUAUCAUCUGCUUAUCCUAUAAUUGAUCAUACACACGAUGUCUUGGGCAAGUCGUUUUUUGUCGUUGCGCUACCAAACGCCAUCCCUCACACACGUACUGCUGCAUUGGGACUCUCCACAGCGUGCAUCACAAAACUGUUCCCUACUCGAUCACACACUGUCGCUGCUCAAGGUGGUAUCAAUGCUGCCCUUGGUAAUAUGGUGGAAGACGAUUGGAGAUGGCACGCAUAUGACACUGUGAAAGGUGCUGAUUGGCUGGGAGAUCAAGAUGCCAUUCACUAUAUGUGUAAAGAGGCGACGAAUGCUGUCGUUGAACUUGAGCAUUGGGGAAUGCCGUUCUCUAGGAAUGAGGCUGGCAAGAUUUAUCAACGACCAUUAGGUGGUCAAAGUUUAAAGUACGGCAAGGGUGGUCAAGCGUAUCGAUGCGCAUCUGUAGCUGACAGAACAGGACAUUCCCUUCUUCACACCCUAUACGGCCAAUCACUCAAAUACGACGCGAGCUACUUUAUUGAGUACUUUGCCCUCGACCUAAUAAUGGAAGACGGCGUCUGUCUCGGCGCAAUGGCCUUCAACAUGGAAGACGGCACACUGCAUCGCUUCCGAGCCCAAAAGACAAUAUUAGCAACCGGCGGAUACGGCCGUGCCUACUUUUCAUGCACGUCUGCACACACAUGUACCGGUGAUGGUGGUGCCAUGGUAGCUAGAGCUGGACUCCCAUUACAGGAUUUAGAAUUUGUGCAAUUCCAUCCAACAGGCAUAUACGGAGCUGGGUGUUUAAUUACGGAGGGAUCGCGUGGUGAAGGUGGUUACCUCUUGAAUAAGCACGGUGAACGGUUUAUGGAAAGAUAUGCUCCUACUGCCAAGGAUUUGGCGUCGAGGGAUGUAGUGUCGAGAGGCAUGACCAUGGAGAUUCGGGAUGGAAGGGGAUGUGGGCCUUUGGCUGAUCAUGUUCAUUUGCAAUUGAGUCAUUUGCCGUUGGAUAUUUUGAAUGAGCGGUUGCCUGGGAUCUUUGAAACUGCUGCCAUCUUUGCCGGUGUCGAUAUCUCCAAGGAGCCUAUACCAGUGUUGCCAACUGUACAUUAUAAUAUGGGUGGUAUCCCAACCAAGUUCACUGGUGAAGUCGUUACCCACGAGAACGGCCAAGACAAAAUAAUCCCGAACCUGUACGCCGUCGGUGAGGCAGCCUGUGUCUCCGUCCACGGCGCAAACCGACUAGGUGCCAACUCACUAUUGGACCUGGUCGUAUUCGGUCGAGCAGCGGCUCUCCAUAUAGGUCAAUGCACUACACCCGGUGCACCACAACCAGAUCUACCUAAAAACGCAGGCGCACAGUCGAUUGCCAAUCUGGAUAAACUUCGAUAUGCUAGUGGUGGCGCUAGUGUUGCUGAUGUAAGAUUGAAUAUGCAGCGGGCUAUGCAACGUGACGCUGGGGUGUUUAGGACGGCAUCGUCGUUGGAAGAAGGAGUUAAGAAACUUGAUGCAUUGGCGUCGUCGCUAAAGGAUGUCAAGUUGUAUGAUCGUAGUAUGGUUUGGAACACUGACUUGAUAGAAGCUAUCGAGUUACAAAACCUCAUGACGAAUGCUGUACAAACAAUGUAUGCCGCCGAAGCUCGUCAAGAAUCUCGUGGAGCCCAUUCACGAGAGGAUUUCAAGGAUCGUGAUGAUGCUAACUGGACAAAACACAGUCUCACGUGGAGAAACGACGAAACUGGUACGACAAAAGUCAGUUAUCGACCGGUGCAGGACAAGACUCUUGAUGAGGCCGAGAUGCACAGUAUACCACCGGUAAAGCGUGUGUAUUAG